GGAGGAGGCCAGCACGCAGUUGCUUGGGUAUGACUGACGUCAAAACGGAUAUACCUGUGAUUAUCUUGCUGAGUAUUUAACCCACGACCACGGGACUAGUUCCUCACAGAUGAAUCCACCUCCAAUACCCACACAGCUCAAUAUGAAGCUCAUCAUUGCCCUCACCCUUGUGGCCGUAGCUACCGCUGAUGUCCCAGCAGCAACUAAGCCUCCUGUAGCUGCAGUGGCUUCACCUGUGACUGCUGAACUCUGCAGUUUGCCGUACUGCAAGAUCAUCGCUGGACAAGAGGUUCGCUGCGAGAACCCGGGGGCCUGGUUUGAGUACUACCCUCACCCCACGAACCGUCAUCUGUUCGUGCAGUGCACCACCUAUGGUCCUCAGGUGAUGAGCUGCGCCCCAGGUACCGCUUGGUCCCAACCGGAUAAGGUGUGUAUCUUCGAAACCUUUGUACCAAGCUGCACAGCCGACGCCACUGUCUGUGACUGUGACGUCUGCUACAGGGGCGACCCUAACGACACCACCAGCUACUACUACUGCUCCCUGGAUGCAAACGGUCAGCGUUGUAGAGGUGCCAAGAUGACGUGUGGAGCAGGCACCACCUGGGACAAGAAUAGCAACACUUGUGUCUAAGUAGUUUGCUCCAUGUGGCUGGUGUCACCAGAUGCUGCUUCAGGUGGCUGAUGAUGUCACCAGCUGAGACUUAGGACAAGGAAUACACUACCAUCAUCGCAUGACAAUACACCCAUUUGAAAAAGUACAGAUGAUAUCCUGACAAACUACUCGACUCUACUCGACUAUAACGACAGGGUUUAAUAACCUGAACUACCAUUUACUUGUCAUAUGAUUUCAAAUAAAUACCCAGAAUCACAUGUAGCAAUAAUCAAAUUGUGAUUUCCAGAAGACAGUUGAAAAAUUCUUAAAUAAUAACGAUAGCAGUCAGUAGUAAUUUGUGUUGCUCAGUGUCAAAAUAACAUAAUAUAAAUUGAUUUGAUGCUGACUAUUUUUCAUUACAUCUCCUUUUUCAAAACAUUCAAAGCAAAUGUUUAUUAAGCUAACAAACAUGUGAAACGUUAUAGGUUGGAAUCUAUGAAUAACAAGCGAGCAGAGAUGCUUUCAACCCAGCUAUGGCUCUGGGUAUAUGAAUAUUUGUGGUUCGUCAUAGUGUCGAACCUGUGAACUCAGACAAUGAAGCUUUACCUUGGGAUCAUGUCUCGGCCUCAGGCGAAACUUUACGGAA
This is a messenger RNA of Cherax quadricarinatus, 1238 nucleotides long. RefSeq lists its product as uncharacterized. The record is from RefSeq and is a predicted model, not a curated record. Gene Ontology annotation, molecular function: chitin binding. NCBI's taxonomy places the organism in Eukaryota, Metazoa, Arthropoda, Malacostraca, Decapoda, Parastacidae. Gene Ontology annotation, cellular component: extracellular region.